Cordyceps fumosorosea ARSEF 2679 is the source of this 2091-nucleotide messenger RNA. RefSeq lists its product as hypothetical. The coding region runs from base 1 to 2091 and encodes 696 amino acids. Lineage: Eukaryota; Fungi; Ascomycota; Sordariomycetes; Hypocreales; Cordycipitaceae. The record is from RefSeq and is a predicted model, not a curated record. The transcript is spliced from 7 exons.
AUGUCUCAUCAAGGCGACUUGUCUGCUAGCACGAGCUCCCCUUUAUCACCUCUUCUUUUCAGACCUCGCUCAUCUCCUCCAGCUACUGGCUCCAGCUCUCUCCAGCCAAGCUCCGCCAACCGCAUAUCCUCAAACCCAAACCUUAACCAGUUACUCAGUCCCAGUGACUUAGUUGGCCCGUCUCCUGUCACUUCAAACGGCACAGAAGCCACCGAAAUCGAGGAUGAUGUCGCCGAUGAUCUACUGAGUCCUCAAGACGGUGACCCCACACAGCACACUGAGCUUUUGCCUCUCAAGACUACUCUUCCCGAUAGCAUCCGUCAAAAGGGCCCCGAGGAGGCAGACUCCGUCAUCCACGCGCCCGAGAGCUUCCGAAGCUGGACCGCCAGCGACUCUACCACUCGCGCAAGUCAAAGUCAAACCAGCGAAAAAUCCUCACCGCAAAUGGACGACGCCAGCUUGCCCUCCAGUCCGCCCAACGCCUAUCAUGAUCUCCCUCCAGUCAAGACCGAUCUCAAACCAGCGAGGUUCACCCUCGAUAAUUCCACCCCGCGGGCUCAGGACCUCCAAGAUAUGUUGGCCGAAAGCAACCGCUUGCGUUCAAGCAGUACAAGCAGCCUAGAAAAAAUUGAGGAGCAGACAGAGGCCGAAGAUGAUGACGAUGACGACCUUUAUUCCGAUGGCGAGGGACUUUUCGGCAGAGCGCAGCUAAGCGGACAGCAUAAUGAAAUCGAGCGACUCAAGCUUUUAUUCAACACAGCAUGGGCAUGCUGUCUCGAGUUCGGCAGCUACAACGCGCGGCGUAAGAAGCGAGAUCUAGGCAGCUCUUCAGUUUCCGAUACCCAUGUGUAUGCUUGGCAGACGUGCUGGAAGCUCUGCGAGCGACUGUACAAUGACGAAACCAGUGACAAGGACUCCCUCAAUGUCCGCGACGGCUUGAAUUUGUGCCGAAAGUUCUGCCAAGCGUUAUUCGAACUCAGGCCAAGGAAGGAUGAGAAUUUCGACUCAACGCUUCGUGUCAGCUUUGAGCUUAACAACCAUCUGUAUAGUGGUCAGGAUAAUCGAAACCUUCCAGAAGAAUUCAGAGAACGCACCCUUGACUUUUACGUCACCCUCUGCCACCGCCUCAUGAAGCAACGAAGCGUUUUGCAAGACGAGUCGGACAGAAUCUUGAAAGCUUGCUGGUCCUUGACAGAAGUACUCUUCAGCGUUCGUCAGAACCGACGGGAAGGGAACCCACCGGAUGAGAAUCUCUUCGUCGCUGCUAUUGAGGCUACUUAUAAUCUCAGCGACUUAUUUCGCGAAGGUCUCAGUGCAUCCAGAUCAGAGAGAAGCACGCCUCGACCCAGCCAAACAAGCUUCUCCUACCACUCUCCACCGCAAACGGGCAGGGAAAGCCGUUCUUCGAACCACUCCUCGCGGUCCAAAAGAGAGGGCAGCAGCAAAGGUUCAUACCAAGAGGAGCGACCAAGAAACCCCCCUCAUGUACCCGAAACUCCAGUGACCGAGUUCGAAGACACACCAGUCUCGCCGGAAAGCCGAUCCCCUCAGAUGCCCAACAUCAUGAUCCUUGGUCCCACCAGCGACGGUGGCCGUGGCAGCCGCUGGCCAAGCAGCGCGUCCAACUUGUCCAACUACUCGCACAACAGCAACCGAACCUCGAGCACGACCACAACGACCACCGCCACCGAAGACCUAAAUGUGACCCGCGCCAAGAUUCUCGUUUUGCGCGCUGCUGUCCAGCUUGGAUUCAACAAGGAGGCCAUUAUAGACAUCAAGACAGGUGCCACGGCACUGCAGAAGUUUGUAUCCGAGCUGCAGCCCGGUGCAUUUGGAUCUCUUGCUACGCAUGCCACGUUGUUGCAGCAGUACAAGGAAUCGAUUCUCACCGAUGUCUUCGUUCCGCGAAGCAGCUUUGUGCUCUCCUCACGGAUGAAGAGAGUGUCAGUGCAAGACUUGGCCAAGUCGGUGCAGGCUAUGAUAAGCACGUCCCAGGCUCGAUAUGGCUACCUGCGGGAGCUGUUCAAAUUUGUGUGCAGCUUUCCGCUCGAGGAGGCCGAUUCUCGAAGGAACCUCAUCAUCCAAGUUUAA